Clarias gariepinus (North African catfish) is the source of this 4132-nucleotide messenger RNA. Its product is annotated as SITS-binding protein. The transcript is spliced from 10 exons. NCBI's taxonomy places the organism in Eukaryota, Metazoa, Chordata, Actinopteri, Siluriformes, Clariidae. Bases 454 to 2535 code for a protein of 693 amino acids. The record is from RefSeq and is a predicted model, not a curated record.
GACUCAUGUCUGUUCCCCAGAGCGCUCAGCUGGGAAUAUGAGGCUUCUGACUCUCUCCGCACCCUCAGUCCCCUCUCUCUUCUCCACCUUCCUGAAGCUGAAGAAGCGCUCUGCGGUUACGUCAGACUCCGGGGCGAAAAGUGCAGAUCAAGCAAAUAACGCGGCUAAGGAGCCGCUCUCAGACUCACUGCUCAGUCCUCUGUCCUCUGUCCUGUCACUAAGACUGAGACUGCUGCUAAUAGCACUCCUGUAAGUCAGGACUACCUCUAUCUCUCUUUUUCUCCUGCGCGCUUUGGGAACGUGUGUGACUUGAUACGCGACCGGGGACAUUCUCCUUCUCCAUCCUCCAGCUUUAUUUUCUCUGAUCUUUGCGAUUCCACGAUGAGGCGUGGGAGGAUUUCCCCACGACUCCACGACUGAUUCGGUUUGUUUAACCGCCAGGGAGAGACCGACAUGCCGCACGCGCGAGCCAGGAACCCGAGCCCCAUCCCGGAGGUGACAUGGGACACAGGGCACAAGGAGAUGAACGAGACGUGGAAGGGGGCAGUGGCGUGUCUCGGGGUGGCCGUGUUCUUCGUGAUGACCAUUGGCAUCAUUUACUGGCAGGUGGUGGAUCAGCCCAACAAGAACUGGAUCCUAAAGGGCAGCUUCAGCGGGCUGGUGUGGGAGCGCAGGGCGCAGUCGCUCGUGGUGCAGACACUAACUGAGGACAAGACCUUCGUGCAGAUCGACCUGGGACACGCGGGCGGCUCCGAGCCUGAUGUGCCGUUCGUGCGCAACCUGUGCUGGCUUAACAAGACCGAGUUCUGCUACACAUGGGACUCCGUGGCCGACGUGAGGAUUUCUCUGGAUGCCGGUGACGAGGCCGGGACCGAAUGCUACACCGUUACCUGGACCCCGGUGCACUGUCACGUGGGGCUCAAGGACUGCUUUUCCAUGGAUAAUGUAUCUUGGUACGGUGGGGCGAGUGUCCAAGCACCACGGUGGCCAAUAAAUGAUGUGGACGUUUCAAUGCAGCCCUUCACUGUCAGUGACCUGAGGGACAACCCCUUUGGCUUUGGUUCAGUGCUAGAGCGCUACUUCCUGGGCUCAUCAGGUGUGGCAGUACUGGUGGCCCCUCACAUCCCUCUGCACGUAGGAGUAGAAAGCAGGCAGCAGUUCUGUCUUCAGACAACUCCCAGUAUGGCUCGACUUCCACUUCAGUACACUGUCUGCGUGGGAGAGAAUGUCAAAGCCGUUUACCAAGAUUCGAUACAGCAGCUCUCCAUGUCCAACCGAGUACUGCCCAGCAUGAAUGUCUUACAGCUGCCUUUCUGGAAACUUCCAGCAAGUGUGGACUUAGAGGCGAAGAUUGAAAGGGAGCUGAGAACCUUUUCUAACCGGCUAAAGAGGCACCACCUAGGGGAAGGGGUCAUCAGCCUGGAUGAACAUUCCACAUCUCUCUUGUCCAACAUGGACCAUGAGUACCACAAUGGCAGGGGAAGGAAGUCCAAGAGACAGAGCUGGGACCGCCCUUUUGUCAAGCUUCUGAACAUUUCCGUAACCCUGUCCCCAUAUUUAAGCGUGGAUUCAGUUCAGUUUCAGACAUCCAUUCAAGACAGAAUGCAGGAUUACUGGCUCAGCCUUCCCACUGGUCCACAGGCUCAACUGGUUCCAAUAUUAACUCAGUGGAGAGGAAAGUACUGUGUCAAGUUGAAUAUUACAAAUCCAGAAGCCACUAACUGGUUCUUGGAAAGAGUGAGCAGCCUGCACACUCGCUUGGGCAUGGAGUAUGUGAUGCUAGAGGGUGGGGAGGGAAACCCAUUUGAAGAAAAGAAUAUACGACGUUCUACUGUCCUCAUAGGAGAUGAAUACAUCCGGCUCCUGGCAGACCUCGCUGGGAAUAUAGGAGGCAAUACUGUUGUUAGCGCAGGGACAAGGUCCAACCAUAAGCCUUUGUUCAUCCGUAUGAAUGCCCUGCAGUCUGACUGGAGUUAUUCUGGCCUCAAGGGUAUCAUUCCAUCCCUGCUGCAUUACAGCCUGCUGGGUUAUAAUUUCUUCAUUCCCGAUGCAGUAGGAGGCUCAUUAUCCAGUGAACUGGUCACAGACGAUGAACUCUUCAUUCGCUGGUUAGAGAUUGUGGCCUUUCUUCCUGUGCUCAGUUUUCAGACACCCCCAUGGUCGUUUGGGGUAGACAAGGUCCUUAACCAAACUAGAAUCUACAUCACUAAGCACCAGGAUUUUGUAGUGCCUCUAAUAGAGAAAUAUGCACUGGAGUGGCAAGCCAAUGGAAACCCCAUAUAUCGCCCACUGUGGUGGAUCAGUCCUAAUGAUCCUGCCACAUUCACUAUUGAUGAUGAAUUUCUCAUUGGCGAUGAGGUACUUGUUGCUCCAGUAACAGAAAAAGGCGCUUUGCAGAGAGAUAUUUAUUUGCCACGGAGCAACUUUCAGUGGCAAGACACCAACAAUGCUAAAGUGUUUGAUGGCGGGACGCUUCUACAAAGUUACCACGUUGGGCUUGAGGAGGUGCCUGUUUUCAUCCGAAAGAUCUCCUGAGGCCAGCUACCUGACUAUCCCAAGGCUAUUUUUCUUUUACUUUUAUUUUUCAAUUUGUGCCGAUCUCAAGUUGCACUUUCCACAAAGACCAUUUUCUGUGUUCUAAGGCACAGUCUUGAGAUGUACAAGAUCACUUUCUAUUUGCACUUUACAAAUGAAAGUUAUUUAUAUUAUCUGUAAAAAUUUUGAAAUCAUGUGGUUUCAUUUAUCCGCUCGAUUUAUUUGUGGUAACACAAUGUUUUAUACGUAAAAAAAACUUUCUUCUUAGAACUGUGGUUUACAUAUGAUAAAUACUCACAGCCUUAAAAGAUGAUCUGCUUCCACUGGACAUAACAUGGAGUAGAGCGUCGAGCACUUAAUUCACUUAAAGCAAUCUUUUUUUCUCUGAAGAAGACCAAACCAUCAGUAAAAAUUACUUCUUGCUAAGGAAUGAACUGUAAAAAAGGAACUUCGCUCUGACACCGGAGGGGACACAUCGCUGAACGUCUCUUAAUUUCACUGAGCAGGCUAUUCACACAGACAUUGCUGGGUUUUUUGCUAUUCUACCUGUACCUCAAGUUUAUUCUUAUCUCUGUUUAAUGUGAAAAACUUCCAACCAGCAUCACAAGGAGGUUCAUGCACAGAGCAACUAUCUGCAGGGCAACGGUUUGACCCAUUGUGAGCAAAGUGCUAAGAAAUGGUGAUCACUUUCUAUGCAAUGAAAUGGUCCAUCAUUAUUUUAUCUACAGCUGCAAGUCUUAUCAUAGAUUGCUGCUGAAAUCACAUUAUGUUCUGAAUGAUUCUCAUAUGCAUUUUAUUAUCCAUUAACUUUACAGUAUAGUACACAUGUCAGAUCAAUACAUUUUCUCAAUUUAUUUUAAAGUGACUUUUAAAAGAAUAUCAAAGAAAUAAAUAUCAAAGGAAUAUCAAAGAAAGAGAAAAUCAAAGAAAGAAAUAGAAUCUACAUUACUUUCUAAUUUACUAAACUAACAGAUACUACAAAGUUUUUUUGUUUUGUUUUGUUUUACAUUAUAACAGAAAUUUUUGUCAGGAAUCAACUUACAAACUUAAUAUAAUGAAAUGUAAGAUUUGAAACUUUCACUAUCCCAUAGUAACACCUGGGAACACAAGACUCUUUAUAGUGCGAAACGACUAGUGCAUUACAGGUGCUGUGUCUCCUCAAUACUCCAUAAGGGUGUUAUCAGCACACAAAUGUAAGAGUUUAUGUAACAUGAAUCUUGGUCGAAUGAUGUUCCAGUACAGAGAGUACUUGAUCAGCAUGGCAUAUAGCCUUCUGCAACCUUAAUUAAUCUUGAUAGAGUAGUCAAUGUUUACUGUAUCUCCAGAGCUCGCUGGGCAAAGAUAUCAAAUGCAGUUAAUGAAUGUCUUAUUGAGGCUCUGAUUUGAAAUGUCUUAAUCUCUUUUUUCUUAUAUAAACACAUAGUUUUCAAACAAGACAAACUGUGAUUUUUUUUUUAUUUCAAAUCUGUAUUCAAGGAACCUUUGUUCUCUUUAUAUACUGUAUAUAGUAGGUUUUACUAAUGUCUGUCUAGUAGUUGCUUUCAUGUUUGCUAAAUCAUUUUUGACUCAACAAAACAAAUCAACUUUUUAACAGAUA